AUGGCGGCGUCCUUUGUGACGCGCUAUGGGGACGCGGCUGAGCCAGUGCCAGCUUCGGAGGACGGCCGAGGUGCUGGCCUUCAGCUGCUGGAGGGAUUCCGUUGCUGGCUUUGCUGCGUCGCCUCCUUGUGCUUUCUCCUCCGAAGCCACCAGCAACACCGCAAGACCCACGCAAGCAAGCAAGAAAAGAGCGAAGCACCCGAGAACCGCCUCCGCAUCCUAUACCUGUCGAUGCGGAUGUGCCAUUCCAGCAUGAAGACUUCCGACCGCUGGCGCUUCCAGGCUUGUAUCGCUCCACGCGGCACUUUUCAGAAGCUGUGCUUACCAGCUUGCUUCCGAAUGCUGCCACGUUGGACUGGCCUCUUUCAAAGGCCCCUGGCGUUGCGUGGGCCGGCGCAUGGCCAAGCGUCGUGCGCCGUUCUUGCAACUUCGCCGGAGCUUGAGGCCGUGGCCCAGAUGAGACAUCGAAUUGCGCGAGCCAACUCCAGACAGCCGUUCGGAAGUGUGGCUUCGCGCGCAAUCGGGGAGCCAAAACUUCGGGUUCGCACCUUUGAGUCUGUUCGUCCACCCCUCUACUUCGUCCACCCCGCCAUUUGA
This is a messenger RNA of Symbiodinium natans, 597 nucleotides long. Lineage: Eukaryota; Dinophyceae; Suessiales; Symbiodiniaceae. The record is from the annotation of a GenBank genome assembly.